Molecule: messenger RNA, 1696 nt
Organism: Carassius carassius (crucian carp)
Lineage: Eukaryota; Metazoa; Chordata; Actinopteri; Cypriniformes; Cyprinidae
Product: protein NDRG4-like
Exons: 18
Coding region: 145-1521 (458 amino acids)
Biological process (GO): signal transduction; brain development; positive regulation of ERK1 and ERK2 cascade
Cellular component (GO): cytoplasm
Source: RefSeq, a predicted model, not a curated record
GAACAGAGGUAGAGAGAUUCACACAGCAUAGCCAUCACUGGGUAGACAGCAUCCUUCCGAAACGCACUCACGAGCAAACAAAAAAGAGGCUAAACACAUCAGAAUCCUUUCAGACGACAACAGAACACAAGUCCUUCAGCAGAGAUGGGGCCCGGAUUGUUCUGGAUCUUCCCAUCCAAGACUAGCUGCAUGGUUCCACAGAGCCUGCUGCAGACAAUGUUGCUCUCCAGGAUGGCUGGCAUAAAGGAUCAGCAGUUCACUGAAGAGAAACCACUACUGCCAGAAUCCAGGGGACAGGAAACGGAGAUGGCUAAAGGACAGUGUGUGCACGCGCUGCCCUGUGCUACGCCCUCCCCCCCUACGGCUCGCCCCCCAAAACGCUGGCAUGCCAUCGCCCGACACUGGCUCGGCCUGACGCGCCGUCGGACCAGCGGGUACUUCCCGGAAAACUGUGAGACCUUUGUGGCUGAGGGAGAUUGGAAGGAACAUGACAUUGAAACCCCUUAUGGGAUGUUGCACGUAGUGAUCCGUGGGGCUCCCAAGGGCAACAAGCCAGCUAUCCUGACCUACCAUGAUGUUGGGCUCAACCACAAGCUGUGCUUCAACACGUUCUUCCACAAUGAAGACAUGCAGGAGAUCACUAAACAUUUUGUGGUGUGCCACGUAGAUGCCCCAGGCCAGCACAUUGGUGCCCCCCAGAUGCCUCAAGGAUAUCAGUAUCCAACCAUGGAUCAGUUAGCUGGGAUGCUUCCUAGUGUGGUGCAACACUUUGGCUUCAAGAGCAUUGUUGGAAUUGGAGUCGGGGCUGGUGCCUACAUCCUCGCCAAAUUUGCGCUGAUUUUCCCUGAUCUUGUGGAGGGUCUGGUUCUACUCAACAUUGAUCCCAAUGGGAAGGGAUGGAUCGACUGGGCCACAACAAAAUUGUCAGGACUCACCAGUGCUUUACCAGACACUGUCCUGGCCCAUCUCUUCAGCCAGGAAGAGCUUAUGAGCAACACAGAAGUGGUUCAGACUUACCGUCAACAGAUCAACAACACCAUCAACCAGUUCAACCUACAGCUCUUCUGGAACAUGUAUAACAGCCGCAGGGAUUUGGAAAUGAACCGCAGUGGAUCUGUGCUAAAUGCUAAGACCCUGAGGUGCCCGGUCAUGCUGGUCGUUGGAGACAAUGCUCCGGCCGAGGAAGGCGUGGUUGAGUGCAACUCUAAACUGGAUCCAACCAACACCACAUUCCUAAAGAUGGCUGAUUCAGGUGGAAUGCCUCAAAUUACACAGCCUGGAAAACUCUCAGAGGCUUUCAAAUACUUCUUGCAGGGAAUGGGUUACAUUGCUUAUAUGAAGGAUCGGAGAAUGAGUGGGGGGCCAGUGCCCUCGGCUAGUAUGACUCGUCUUGCUCGCUCGCGAACGGCCUCUCUGACCAGCGCCGGCUCCGUGGAUGGUUCUCGCAGCCGCGCAUGCACGCACUCCGAUAGCAGUGAGGGCGGCGGGCAGGUCAGCCACACCAUGGAAGUGUCCUGCUGAACCCUUGUGCACUGUCUCACAUGCAAACAUUUAGAGAGACGUGGCAUGAAAGGAGGGCGUGAGAAGAAUGGAGGUCUCAUAUUGCUUUCAUUAUUUCUUUCCUAGCCAUUUUCUAUGUCCUUUUCUCUCCGUUUUUUCAUUGUUAGCCAUCUUAAAGGAACAGUUGACUCAAAAA